CUUCUUUCAGAUACAAUCUACCACACCAUCAAACUUACUACAUCUGAGUUAUUAUGUUGAAACAAGAGAGUAACGACAUUGGUAGUGGAGAGAACAACAGGGCACGAGCCUGUGACACAUGCCGGUCAAACGCUUGCACCGUAUACUGCCAUGCAGAUUCUGCCUACUUGUGCAUGAGCUGUGAUGCUCAAGUUCACUCUGCCAAUCGUGUUGCUUCCCGCCAUAAACGGGUUCGGGUCUGCGAGUCAUGUGAGCGUUCUCCGGCUGCUUUUUUGUGUGAGGCAGAUGAUGCAUCUCUAUGCACAGCCUGUGAUUCAGAGGUUCAUUCUGCAAACCCACUUGCUAGGCGCCAUCAGCGAGUUCCAAUUCUGCCAUUUUCUGGAAACUCUUGCAGCUCCAUGGCCACUCACCACCAGAGCGAGACAACAAUGACCGAUCCAGAGAAGAGACUGGUGGUGGAUCAAGAGGGAGAUGAAGAAGGUGAUGAGGAUACCAAGGAGGUGGCUUCGUGGCUGUUCCCUAACUCAGACAAAAAUAGUGGCGAUCAAAAUAACAAUAACCAGGACAAUGGGUUAUUGUUUAGUGAUGAGUAUCUAGACCUUGUGGAUUACAACUCAAGUAUGGACUACAAAUUCACAGGUCAAUACAAUCAACACCACCAAAACUGCGGCGUACCACAGACAAGCUACGGAGGAGAUAGAGUUGUUCCGCUUCAACUUGAAGAAUCAAGGGGCCACCAGUGCCAUAACCAACAGAAUUUUCAAUUCGAUAUCAAAUAUGGCUCCUCAGGAAGUCACUGCAACGACAACGGUUCCCUUAACCAUAACGCACACAUUUUAUCUUUGGAAACUGGUGUUGUGCCGGAGUCAACAGCACGUGAUAAAACAGCUUCACACCCAAGAACGACGAAAAAGACGACAGACCAACUACCUGACCCUCCAAUUCAGAUGAUAACCCAACUUGGUCCAAUGGACAGAGAAGCUAGGGUCCUGAGAUACAGAGAGAAGAAGAAGACAAGGAAAUUUGAGAAGACAAUAAGGUAUGCUUCAAGGAAGGCAUAUGCAGAGAUAAGACCGCGGGUCAAUGGCCGGUUCGCAAAGAGGAAAGAAAUCGAAGCCGAGGACCAAGUGUUCAACACAAUGCUAAUGUACGACACAGGAUAUGGCAUUGUUCCUUCAUUCUGAUACUCCUAUGGCAAAAAUAAAGACUAGAUUGCAAGCUGUAAAUAAAUUUUUAGUUUGAGA
Molecule: messenger RNA, 1244 nt
Organism: Arabidopsis arenosa
Lineage: Eukaryota; Viridiplantae; Streptophyta; Magnoliopsida; Brassicales; Brassicaceae
Source: the annotation of a GenBank genome assembly